Molecule: messenger RNA, 2591 nt
Organism: Ornithorhynchus anatinus (platypus)
Lineage: Eukaryota; Metazoa; Chordata; Mammalia; Monotremata; Ornithorhynchidae
Gene: KIF12
Product: kinesin family member 12
Exons: 19
Coding region: 175-2340 (721 amino acids)
Biological process (GO): microtubule-based movement
Molecular function (GO): microtubule binding; microtubule motor activity; ATP binding
Source: RefSeq, a predicted model, not a curated record
GAGGGGGAUUCUCCCCAAGGAGGUUCUUUUGUUCGGGCCUCCUCUGAGGCUAAGCUUUUUAUCCUGUCCCCCAAUCCCAAACGCACUGUUUCCACAUCCUCCAGCAGGGAGAGGGUUAACUCCCACCCCCAGCCCUCUCAUGCUCAACCCAGACCCUCGUCUCAGCAGACCAAUAUGGAGCAGCGCAGAGGAACGUUGGGAGUCCUCAGCCGGAUGGACAAGAAGGGCAGGGAUUUCUCCAAAGGUCAGGGUGACCAUGAAGAUGUGGAGGAGACCCCGAUUCGGGUGGUGCUCAGGGUGCGCCCCAUGAGCCGGGCCGAGCGGCGGCGAGGAGAGCAGAGUGCCUUGCAGUGCACCGGGCCCAGGACGCUUCAGGUGAACGCCCCAGGUCUGGGAAGGGACAUGGCUUUCAGCUUCAGUGCCGUGUUGGAUGGAGCUUGCUCCCAGGGUGAGAUGUUCCAGGGCUGCGGCAUCCUGCGGCUGGUGGAGCUGGCCCUGCAGGGCUUCUCCUGCACGGCCUUCACCUUCGGACAGACAGGCUCUGGGAAGACCUACACCCUGACCGGCCCCCCUCCCCAGACGGAGCAGGAUCCUGUGCCACCCGAGCUGGUGGGCCUCAUGCAGAGGUCAUUCACCUGCCUCCUGGAGCGGGCCCAGCAGCUGGAGACCCCCGUCACCCUCAGCACCUCCUACCUGGAGAUCUACAAUGAGCAGGUCCGGGACCUGCUGAGUGGGGAGUCUCCCCGCCCCCUCCCUGUCCGCUGGAGCAAAGCCCAAGGCUUCUAUGUGGAACAACUAAAGACAGUAGAGUUUCGGAGCCUGGACACCAUCAGCCAGCUUCUGCAGGAGGGUCUGAGGCGGCGGCGGAGUUCAGCGCACACUCUGAACGAGGCCUCCAGCCGCAGCCACGCCUUGCUUACUGUGCACAUCCAUAGCCAAUCGGAGGAGACUCUUGGGGCCCAGUCCCCGGGUGGGAAGCUGUGCUUCGUAGACCUAGCUGGCAGUGAGAAGGUGUCAGACACCCGCUCCAAAGGACAGCUGAUGCUGGAGGCCAAUAACAUCAACCGCAGUCUACUGGCUCUGAGUCACUGUAUCUCCCUGUUGCUGGACCCCCGCCGGCGGCACAGCCACAUCCCCUACCGGGACAGCAAGCUCACACGGUUGCUGGCGGACUGUCUUGGGGGCACGGGGGUGACCCUCAUGGUGGCCUGUGUAUCCCCCUCAGCCAGCUGCCUCCCAGAGACACUCAACACCCUGCGCUAUGCCAGCCGGGCCCAACGGGUGCACACCAGGCCCCUGGCCAGGGUGGUUCCCCAGGAGCCACGGAGGGCCAGGUUGGAUGAGGAGGUCCGGCAGCUGCGGGAAGAAAACUUGCUUUUGCGGCAGCAGCUAGAGAAGUCGCCGGGCUGGGCCGGGGCAAAAAGAGUUGGGAGCUCGGGGGCCUGCGCAGGACGCCCACCCAGCAGUAGCGAGGACAACUGUGCUGCCCGAACCAGUGGACAAGGCUGGGCAGAAAGGAACCUGUAUGGGAUGCUUCAGGAGUUCAUGCUGGAGAACGAACAGCUCAGGAGAGAGAAGAAUCGGCUACAGAACAGUCGGGACAGUGCCCGGGGGGAGCAGAAGAUCCUGGCUCAGAAACUGGUGGAACUGGAGAGGCACCUUCUCACUUGCCCCGGGCUUCAUGUCCAUGAAUCUGCCCGAUGCCCGCCCCUGCCCAUCUUCAGCCCAGCUCCACCUUGUUCCUGUUCAGCCCCGCCUUGCCUCUGUUCGCUGCCUCAUGGGCACUGCCAUGCCACACACUGCACUGCGUUGCCUGCUCUCUGCUCCUGCCACUGCUGUUGCCAUGUCUGCCACUUAUCCUGUUCCUGUCUGCCCCACUGGGCCUCUUCCCGGCAUCUCAACUCUCAAGUAGAAGCACAGCUCCCUCAGCUGUUGAUGGAACUGCCUCCGCUGGACCCAUUCAUGGCCAAAGCCCAGGCCAAGACCCCCAGCACCCAAACACCUCGUCCUCCACCUUGGAACCAGUCACUCCGCCCCAGCUCUAACCAGUGCCAAAGGAAGAGCAGUAGGGCAGGAGACCGGGAUCAGCGGGGGUCCCAGCCUGGACAGUGGGAGGAGCUCCCUGGGGAGCAGGACAAGGUAGUACCCUCUGCCCCGCCACUUCCCGAGGGUCUCCACAGUGCUCCAGGGGAGUUAAGAGAGGUCUCAUGCCUGGCGCUGAAGCUGGAGGAGGAGCUGGACGUCCUGAGGGAACAGAUGGGCCAUUCCAUCCGGCUGAACCGGGCCCGGAGGUCCCCUGCAGAGCGACGGACUUUGGGCCGGCCCCUCCUUCCCCCCUAAAGCAGUCCCUCCUCCAGAACUGGCCCCAUCCUUAGCACAUGUGGAGAAGGUGGACUAGAGCCUGGGAGAACCCUGGGGAUGCUGGGUGCUCUUGGACUUCCCCACAGCUUCCACUCCCUGUCACUCAGCCCACGAUAGACCUGACCUACAGUUCAUCAUGGCUUACUGUUUCAGGAUCAACUAGAAGCAGCAUGGCCUAGUGGAAGGAGCACGGGCCUGGGAGUUAGAGGAACUGGUUCUAACCCCAGCUC